Python bivittatus (Burmese python) is the source of this 363-nucleotide messenger RNA. The record is from RefSeq and is a predicted model, not a curated record. Lineage: Eukaryota; Metazoa; Chordata; Lepidosauria; Squamata; Pythonidae.
CUCCGUGCGCCUGAAGCCUCCCGACGCAGCAAGCGAGGAGGUUCCGAGGUUGCAUGGCUUUAGUGGGGCUGCAGCUGUGGGCUGCCGCCCGCUCCUCCGUCUCCAGCCUUCCGUGGUCGCGGUUGACGGUCAGGAACUAUGCGGCCAAAAGACCGGUAGGGAAAGGCAAAAUGAAAGGUCUUUCCAAAGAAGAACUUAAAGGCCCUGAAGUAUGCAAGGACCCGGUGAUGCUCACCACCCACGCUAUGGGAGUGAACAUCUACAAGGAAGGGACGGAUGUAGCACUGAAGCCAGACUCCGAAUAUCCUGAAUGGUGAGCAGUGGGCCUUAGCAGUUAUGAUUGCAGGUGAAGGAGAAAUGAGA